AACUCCGAGGAACCAAGCAAGCUCACCGACCACUUAAAAAAAAAAAAGCUAUACCCCCCCCCACCUUUCCCAUUUUUUAAAUUUUAUUUUGUAACGGCUUUUCAACAGAUCGGAGUUGGGGAAGCAAGCAAUCCCAGAAAAGCUGCCCUUUGCUGGAAGAUCUGAGCGAAAUUUCAUCCAAGCCACUCCGGGAUCUUAUUUUUAAAGAACCACUUCAUGUCGUUCGCUGGGGCUUCCCCUCGCCCUCCUUCCAUGCACGGUGCAUUAAGAGAAAGUGGCUUGGGAAUGACGAAUCGGCCUUUUCAUUGAGAAAAAAGAAAGCGACGAGGAAACCAACGUGCGAUCGCGAAGCGGGACAAAAAUCCUCGCCGCAUCUGGGAAGAAGGGCUUUCUAAACAUCCGUAGAUUUGGGUGCAGCGUGUGGCUCUCUGGUUUGCUGUUUGCUAUUAAUUUCCCCCUCUGGAGAAGAGAGAAAGUAGAGGGACAAUCCCCCUCCCAAGUUCGCGGUGGAUUUUUUUCCUCGGUCUAAAGCAAAACCUUUCGAUGAUUCUUGCUUGCAACCUGGACUCGAAGAUUUCAGAUGUGUUCUAAGCUUUCUGGAGGGAUAACCAUUCAGGAUACUGAUGGAGACAAGAGCUCAGAAUGGCAGUGGGUUACAACCCUUGCUUCAAGGCCAGCAUGACACUGGGAGACAGUUUGGAGAUUCUGACCUGAGGGAUGUCCUGGCACAACAAGUUCAUGUCUUGUCCUUGGACCAGAUCAAGGCUAUCCGAAAUACAAAUGAAUACACAGAACCCCCUACGGUGGCUCCACGACCAGGACUGAAGCCAGCACCACGUCCACUGCUCCAGCACAAGAGUGAAAGGCCACAUGACUUGACAGAGCAGCGUCAUCUUAACAGGCUUCAACAUCCCCAGGUCCAUGUUUCUUCCCGGGUACCACUGUCCCGUUCCAUUAGCACGGUCAGCAGCACUAGCUCACGGGGUAGUGCAAGGACAAGUACAAGUAGUAAUUCAUCAGAACAGAGACUUCUGGGGUCAUCUCUGGGGACAGUUGUUGAGGGGAUAAUACGAGUACAGCCGAAGUCAGAGCUGAAGUCUCGGGAGCUGAAACCCCCUAGCAAAGAAAGUUUGCAUAUGCAUGCCUACCGAUGUGAGGACUGUGGGAAGUGUAAGUGUAAGGAAUGCACUUAUCCACGGACCCUUCCAUCCUGUUGGAUCUGUGAUAAGCAGUGUCUUUGCUCAGCCCAGAACAUGGUAGAUUAUGGGACCUGUGUUUGCUGUGUGAAGGGGCUUUUCUACCACUGCUCCAAUGAUGAUGAGGACAACUGUGCUGAUAACCCCUGUUCAUGUAGCCAGGCCCACUGUUGCACUCGGUGGUCCACCAUGGGCAUUGUGUCCCUUGUUCUGCCUUGCUUGUGGUGUUACCUGCCAGCCAAGGGUUGCCUUAAAUUGUGUCAGGGGUGUUAUGACCAAGUAAAUAGGCCAGGUUGUCGCUGUAAACAGUCAAACACAGUUUGCUGCAAAGUUCCCAAAGUCCCACCCAGGAAUAUUGAAAAGCCAACAUAGCAUCACUAAUCGGGUAAUAAGAAUGAUUAUAGAACAUCAAAUGUGGCCAACUAAAUGAUCUAUAACUGUGGCAUUGUUUCUUUUGGGGAGGGGGCAGUGAAGAAGGUCCAGCCUCGUGGAGAGGCUUGUUUAGAAUCCGCCCAGUGGAGAUCAGAGUGGGAAUACGCUUUGCAGCCCCUAAGUAUUGCAUAAGCUAAUGAGACUCGAGCUAUUUCUAGGCAAACUCGUGUGUUGUGCGUUUGUGUGUUUUUAAAGGAAUUAGUACACUUGUAAAUUAGAAAACUACUUCAACCCACUCCCAAUUAUUUUCUGCCAGAGAUGUGCUAUAUUUUUGUAUAUAGGAUAUUUUCAACUGUGAAAACACAAGUGUCAUAGAAAAUAUGGCACAAGUCACAAAAUAUUAUACUAAUAUGUUGUACAUUCAAAAGAAUGUGAAUCAAUCCAUAUGGUUUAGAUUGUAUUUUGCCUUAUGAAGCCCUUCAAUUGCAAGACUCUUGAUUUUCCCCUUUUGGACAGUUGCAGUAAAAUUGAGUCUUUAUUUUCUAAUUUUUCAAUAUAUUGUUUAGUGUAAAGAAUAUUUAUUUGAAGUUUUAUUAUUUUAUAAAAAAAGAAAUAUUUAUUUUAAGAGGCAUCUUACAAAUUUCACCCCUUUUUAUGAGGAUGCCACCAUUGCUGCAAAUUAGGGGUGAAAAAUACAUAUAUUCCCUAUAAAAUAGAAAAUAUAUUAACGUUUGAAAUUAAACUGGGCUGCUUGUCAUUUUUUCCCCCCAUUCCCCCCACUUCUUUGAACUGAACAAUUGCAUCUGUAAUUAUGGCUCUUCUGAACAUAAAAAAAAAAAAAGCAACAGGUAUCAAAGAUACUUUUGUAAGCUCUUGUUUGAUCUUCAGCGGAUCCAGAAAUGCAUAAAAAAGUAGGGAUGAAGUAAAGGUUGUUAAAGAGCUUAAGAUCAUGAAUAGUGCCAGCAUAGAUCCAACUAUGGCCUCUGUCAAAAAAAAGGCAGUUGCGUUUGAUAGCAAUGUUUCUUUCCUCCACUAAUGAGAGCAAAUGGAUACAGAGCAGUUGCAGAAUUACAUGGCCUCAGGAAAUGGAUUAUAUUUGUAGAUAUUAGAGGCAGAGAGGUUAACUGUUUAGAUACACAGUUACCAUUUUCAACAGCCACAUGAAUAAUGCCUCUCUUUAGUCUGUGUUAAUUAUUCAGCAAGGUCUGGUGUAUGAAAAGUGCAAAAAAAGAAUGCAAAGAAUAGAAAAGCCAGAAGCAGAAGAAUUUGUCCUGGAAAUCUGAAUGCACUCCAGUUUAGACCAAGCCUCUGGUUGAUGUAUCAUUGCUAUAGCUACCUCUGCAUAGGUAAGUGUCCUUCUGUUACCAAGGUUGCCACAAGAAAACUAAAAAAGAAAUGCCUAGUUGUAUUAACAACAAACUUUUUGUCAUUCAAAGUACAUGCUUCUAAGUCCAUAGUUCAUAAGUGCUGAUUACAUAGAUAACAAAUAAAACCUGCCACAAAUGUGUGUGUGUGUU
Molecule: messenger RNA, 3085 nt
Organism: Python bivittatus (Burmese python)
Lineage: Eukaryota; Metazoa; Chordata; Lepidosauria; Squamata; Pythonidae
Gene: SPRY2
Product: sprouty RTK signaling antagonist 2
Biological process (GO): negative regulation of MAP kinase activity; multicellular organism development; negative regulation of Ras protein signal transduction
Cellular component (GO): membrane; cytosol
Source: RefSeq, a predicted model, not a curated record